Symbiodinium natans is the source of this 3651-nucleotide messenger RNA. NCBI's taxonomy places the organism in Eukaryota, Dinophyceae, Suessiales, Symbiodiniaceae. The record is from the annotation of a GenBank genome assembly.
AUGCGCUGGGGCUUUGAGUGGAUCAUUGAUCUGAAGGUGGCAUUCGGCUGGCAGUUUUUGCUGACAGUUGUGUACUACCACCAUGUGCUGAAAGGCUUUGUGUUGAUUUACGCCUUCACAUCCUUCGACUGGGUUCUUGCAAGCUAUCAUGUACGUGGUCCUCGUUUGCAGGCCCUCAAGACCAUCGCAUUCCUGCCUUGGGUUCUGAAGCCUUUGCUGGGCAUCAUCAGUGACAUGUUCCCAAUCUGCGGCCUCAACAAGGCGCCCUACUUCAUGUUGGCGACUUUGGUCGGAUGCCCUGCAUGUGCCCUCAUCGGCUUCCCGGGCUCGAUGCCCACUUUGCCCAGUUUGCCCACUUUCGCGGCUGUCACAGUCGCAACGAACGAGGCUGCUACGGUCUUGGCUUUCUUCUGCGUCGGCCUUCAGAUCUGCACCUGUGACCUUCUGUUGGAGGCUGCUGUGGCCGAGCGUGUGCGGAACCUGCCGGAUCGGGGUCCACUCCUCAUGGGCUUUGUCACAGGGGGCCAGACUGUGGGGGAGGCUGUUGCUAUCAGCACGGUCGGCUGGGUGUUGGAGGCUCUGGGACCACGCGGCCCAUGCAUGAUCUCUGUGCCCUUGAUAGCACUUGCAUUCGUCCCAGCUGCCUUGAACUGGCUGGAUGAGUCGAGGCGCUCCGACACAGAGACUGCAGCAAUCCGAAAGGCUUUUUUUGUGGCCCCGCCAAAUGCGAAGACAACUGGAGGGGAGCUUCCUUUUCUGGUUGCUGCCAUGGGCCUCGGCUCAUUGGCGAUACUUUCUGUGGCCACCAGCACGGAUGUCAAUAUUGUGGAUGCUGCGGACCCGGUGACUGAAUCCGCACACCAGUUGGAGCUCAUAGCCUUCGUUGCCUUCCUCAUCAUCGUUGCCUUCAGCUGCCUGUUGAAUCCGAUUAUCGGCCGCUUGAAUGCCUUCUUCUUUCUACAGAGCACAUCUACCAUAUCGGUGGAAGGGGGAGCCUUCUAUUUCUUCACAGACGACUCAUCUUCUUUCCCUAUGGGGCCGCACUUUUCAGUGUGGUUCUACACCACCGGUCUCGGAAUAGCUGCGAGCUUCUUUGGCAUCGUUGGCCUUUGGAUGUAUAGCACCUUCAUGACGAACUGGAGCUAUCGAGGUUUGUUGUACUUGUCCAACGCACUUUGGUGCGUUGUCUCGAGCGUGUCCGUGGUGGUGUUCACGCGCAAGAAUGUGGAGUGGGGCAUUCCGGACACCACUUUCAUGUUGGGUGGCACCGUCCUGCAAAACGUCUUCGCCCGAUGGGCCUACAUACCUGGAGGCCUCCUGCUGUGCCAAGUAUGUCCGCCGGGCCUUGAGUCCACGAUGUUCGCCCUUCUGGCGGGGUGUCACAAUCUGGGUCGGUCGGUGGCUUCCAUUGUUGGCACAUUCCUGCUGGCGUACCUGGGCGUCGAGCCGGACGGCACAAUCCAUGACCGUCACUGCUUCGAUCGUUUGUGGGUGGCGGCGGUCUUUCAAGCGCUAGCACCUUUGAUUACCUUGUGCAUCAUCCCCAGCAUGAUUCCGAAUGUCUCCCAGACUGAACGCCUGGACCUGAAGUAUGGAGCUGCUGGUGACACGGGUGGUCUAGCAGAAGACUUAGGUCCUGCACAAAGUGUGGCAGCCGCCACUCGAGACUCUGUGUGGUCUCUGGGUGGCAUGUGGUUCACAUCAGAGACGUCCAUACAAAGGGGGAGUGUGAAUUCAAUUGGCGCUCAUCUUCCGGAAGUGGCAUACGGAGCAACCUCAGAACAGGCGUCGCUGUCGUCCCUCGACGAGGCUGGCACUGGUGGCAGCGGCCGGUUCGAUGCCAUGACUGCCGGGCUCUUUGAGUAUCUCGCCUUGCGAUGCAAAGAUGCACAGUCCCGGCCGAAGCCGGCAGGACCGAAAGCACUUGAGGCUGGAGAAGAUGAUCCGAGCCAGCACCCGACAGGCCUUUUGACAGGUGACGUGAACAGUCUGAUCAGCUCUGGUCUGAGCUCUUGGGUGCUGCAGGCAGCUACUGCCACAGCGCACCAGCUGGCUAUCAUGCAGAAGAAUCUCCUUGUAAGCUUGCAGGGGAAUGGCUUCCAGGAUGGCUCCAAUCCAUUGCCAGGAGCUUUGCCGAGCCCGACGACUCUGAAGCACAUGUCCUCGUUGGCAAGCCUGGAGCGCUUCACCACGGAUCCCUUCAGCGACUUUGAAGAGGAUCCCGUGAGUGACGACGACGAGGAUGCAGCACGGCUCCGCUACGAGAAGUCCUCAAGUUUCAAGACGGGCAGAUCAGACAUAGAGGAGACCGUGAAGAAUGCCUGGCAAGAGGAGGAAAGGGAAGCAGAAGCAUCUCCUCGCGGCCCUGGCGCCCUCGAGGAUGAUGACAGGUUCAGGGACGGUGACAAGGAGUUUCUCCAGAAGAAGCGACAAAUGGUCGUGAGGCGGAACAAGCUGGAUGAGAACAUGCCGGCUUGGCGCCAGUUCGCCAGGAAAGUGGUUUUCGACUAUCGCUUCGAGUGGCUCGUGUCCUUCCUCGUUGUGUUCAACUCGCUUCUCGUGGGAAUUGAAGCCCAGUGGGGCCUCGAGAACCUCAGCCAGGACCCGCAUUGGCUGCUGCGCACGCUGGACAUCAUCUGCAAUGUGUGCUUUGCUGCUGAGUUGGCGCUCAGGGUCGCAGCCGAUUGCAAGUUCUUCAUUUCAUUGGUGAACCCGUCACUGUACUGGAACCUGCUGGACAUCUUCCUAGUGACGUUUGGAUGGUUCGAGGAGAUUAUACUCCUAAUUGCUGCCAGCGAGUCUUCUUUGGAUAUGUCUGUGCUGAGAUUGCUUCGUAUGGCACGGCUCCUUCGCGUUGCCCGCAUUCUUCGAGUGGUGCGCUUCUUUAGCGACCUGCGUGUGAUGGUCAAUGGCAUCAAGGCCUCCUCACGCGCGCUUCUGUGGUCCAUUGUGCUCCUCACUCUUGUCACGUACGUCUUCGGCGUGACCUUCAUGCAGCUCUCUCGAGCGCACUUGGAAGAAACGGGGAAAUUGGACAGCAACCUGCUGGUGUACUAUGGGACGUUGCCACGAUCUGUCCUCACGCUGUUCAUGACAAUCUCAGGUGGCAUGCUGUGGAAGGAGGCUUUGAGCCCGCUCGGCGAGAUCCACUGGCUGUUAGACGUGGUGUUUCUCAUCUACAUCUUCUGCACCGUGUUCUGCUGCUUGAAUGUCAUGACGGGCAUCUUUGUGGAAGCCGCGCAGGUCACAAAGAAGACCGACGAAUCUGUGGUGCAGCAGGAGCUGCAAAAAGAACGGAAGCAGUGGUUAGCAGAUGUUGCGGAGCUUUUCUACCGCGUGGAUGCCGACAGCUCAGGCGAUGUCACCAAGAAGGAGUUCUGCGACCAGCUCUACAGCGAAAAGGUCCAGAUGCUAUUCCGCAAGCUUGGGAUCGUUCCCGAUGGUUACUCUCCUUCCGAGCUAUGGGACUUGUUGGACAUCACCCAGAGUGGAGCCAUUGUGCAGGCCGAUUUCGCUCACGCUAUCAGGCAGAUGAUGGGGCACGGUCGUGCCAUUGACCUUUAUAGGCUGAAGAAAGAUGUUCGCGUCAUAUCGAGGCAAAUGAGCGACCUGAACAAGACAAUGCAAACCACGUUUGGAGAUGACCGCUGA